Molecule: messenger RNA, 6455 nt
Organism: Scomber scombrus (Atlantic mackerel)
Lineage: Eukaryota; Metazoa; Chordata; Actinopteri; Scombriformes; Scombridae
Gene: fgd5a
Product: FYVE, RhoGEF and PH domain containing 5a
Exons: 21
Coding region: 217-4791 (1524 amino acids)
Cellular component (GO): cytoplasm
Molecular function (GO): metal ion binding; guanyl-nucleotide exchange factor activity
Source: RefSeq, a predicted model, not a curated record
UGAAGACACAGCUGCCUCUCUGAAAACAGGCGUCUUCCGCAAGUAGACUUCCACUGGAGGAAAAACCAAGAAUGUCCUGCAACUGUGCCUUUUCAACUUGAUUUUUCCCGCAAUGUGUUUGUAUUUGGAUUAAGUUUAAACGCCAUUUGGAGGGACUCCGUCGGCAUGGGGGCAAUGAGGAUAACUGUCGCUUCCCGUGGAUGAUGAUGUCCCACAAUGAACGCAGAUUUUCAAAAUCCGCUGCAAGUCCCUCAACCAAAGGUCCGCAGUCAUCUGACCAUCAAAGUGCAGUCCAAGCUGAUGUCAAGGCCUUGUCCCCCAGUCCGUGGUCCAAAACCUCCUGUUGCCCCCAAGCCUAAACCCCUGUAUGAGCCACACCAACAGGGGGAGCUGUGUUCCCCACAGAUCCUCAGUAACGGAGACCUGGCUCACUCUGAUAGGGACAUAGAAGAUCUUCAUGAGAUGGUGGAGGAGAACCAGGACAAUGAGAAAAGUGAAGCAGAAGAUGGGGUUGAUGACAUAAUAGAGGGAGAAAUAGAUGGCGAAACAGAAAACGUGGACAUAUUAGAUGAUAAUGAUGGCGACAGAGACAGCAUUGGCUCUGAAGACACUGUCAAAGCAGAUGAUGGUUCUACUGUAGACACUACUGAGGAUGAAAGCACUGACAAUAACUUGAACCAGCCUGAAGGUGGCAAUCACACAGAUGAUGAGAAUACAUCUACACCUUCACUUCCUUCAACUGAAAAGGAGGAUGCAGCAGGAGAGGAGGAGGAGGGGGAGGAACAGGGUUUUAGUGAAAAGACUGAAAUACCCUGUGAGCUUUCAGGACACCCAGACGAACAUGUAGAAGAAAAAAACUUGGAUCAAAUACAGUCGCUCAGUCAGGGUGAUAAGGUCAAUGAUAUCGGACUUAAUGAAGCUGACAGUGAACAAAAUGAAGAGCACUGUGACUUACUCACAGAUGAGACUGAGCUGGAAACUGGAGGAUUUGCAUUUGGAUUCAGUGUGCUUCCAACUGUAACUGAGGAGUAUCCCUACGAUGUGAUUGGCCCCACAGAUGAUACUAGUGAUACAUGUGAAUCAUGUGACCCAGCUGAAACAGAGGUGUGGCAACCAGAGCGUGCCACCAAGGACGUCUCCGGCUGUUUUCGAUUCACAUCCAGCACUGAGGAUGUGUUCGGGCCUUAUUCAGUCAUUGAAUCUGUUCCGUCAUAUUUGACUGCCACUGCCGACCCCGAGUGGGCUCAGGAUGAUACUGAUGACAAACCGUCAAAUGAACUGCAAACGCCAGGUGAUUCUAACCAGGAACCUUAUUAUGUGUCAUCAGAUGACGUGGACAAGCAAGAGGAUAAGGAAGCCCUCUCCGAACAGGCUGAGAUUGAAGAAGGCACCGAACACUUGGAUCAGCAAGCAAAGGACAGCGAGUCAGCAGAUGAGUAUGCAAACAUUGAUGAUUCCCUAUGCCCUAAAGAAGAUGACGAGCAGGUAGAGUGUGUCUCAUCAGAGGAUUAUGUUGAGAUAGGUGAUGAGGAGGAAGAUGAAGAAACGGAAAAGAGACAUAUUAAAGGAAAAAGUGUAAAAGAAAGAACAGCUAAACGUGAGCAGGCUUUCCUCAGCCACAGAAAAAGCUGCCAGCCUCGUCUCAGGUUGUGUAACAUCACAGUGCCGUUAGACCUAGACCUGGGCCGCACCCCAGAGCUCACCAACAGGGUGGUUUUCGCCCACACCACUGAGGCCUUUGAAGAAGACAUUGAGGAACUGGACUGCCAUAUUGUGCCUUUUUAUGAGGACACAGAGUCAGACAGCGAGGAGCAUAUAUACGAAGAGGCUGGGUUUGACUCAGAAGGGGAGAACUUUAUGACACUGGAUAGGAAGACUAUUGUCACUCGAUCACGCUCUUAUUCUGGGAAAUUUCCAGCUUAUGUCCCAGAGACUGUGCCAGAGGAGACAGGGACAGAGUACCAGAAUCAUGACUACUGCACAGUGGCCUUGGAUAAGAACGGUGAACCACUCAGUCAUUCACAGAAGCCUUCGGUCAACUGUUUGAUCCCAUCGAUGAAGCCUCGUCAUUUCUUGUUGUAUUCACGUUCUGCUGAGGGUGCAGAAUUGUCCCUUACCACCCCCACAGAGGAUGGCAAAUCUCUAAAGGAUGAGAUCAGGAUGAAGAGGAAAGAUGACACUCUUUCCCUUCCAUGUGUCAUAACUUCCUCUGGAAGCUUCUCCCAGCGUAGCCAUCAGUCAUCCAGUGGUGUUUCCACACCAACCUCUCUAGUGGAUAUCCCUCCACCCUUUGAGUUGGCAUACAUCACCAAGAGACCAGUCACCAAAAGUUCUCCUUCCCUUUUUAUCCAGCACGAACCCAAUGACCAACUCAAGAAGAAGAAGUCCUCCUUCAAGCGCUUCCUGGCACUCAAGUUCAAAAGGAAGACAGAUUCAAAAGGUUUUAGCGAUGGAAGUGUUCGCUCUUCACGUUCUUCCUCCGAGUCCAGCCACCACGGCCCAGUGAGGGUCAUAGAGGUUGACCGUAGAAGCACCAGCAGCUCUCCUCAGCUCCAGUCGCAAAUGAUGAACCCACAGCAGCGUCCUUCAGACUUGCCAUCCUCUUUUGUACUCUAUAAAGACCACCAGAGGAGGAAAGGAGACCCCAAAGCUUAUGGCAGAGGCGUCUCCAGAGUAGAGUCUUUUGAGGAGAGGUCUCGUCGCUCCGCCAUGCCUCUGCCUUUAACCAAGCCCCGCUCCAUCUCCUUCCCCAGUGCCGACACCUCCGACUACGAAAACAUCCCAGCCAUGAACUCAGACUAUGAGAACAUCCAGAUCCCAGGCAGACCAGUCAGAUCUCACACUGUGACUGAGUUUUUUGAGGGCUCAAACCGCACGACAGCUCCCUGCAAUGAGAAUGACGGCUAUGUGGAUAUGAACAGUUUCCCUGGGAUUGAAAGCAAACACCAGUCAUUUAAAGAAGACACCGAAAGUGCCUACACAGAGCCUUUCCCACUGAAUCCAGUCUCUGCCGGGCUGUCCGCUGAGGAGGACCACGGGCGUACCUCAGAGGAGGAAGAGGGGGUUGGAGAGCAAAGUUAUGACCGACAGAUUGAUGGGCGAUCCCGAGCGUUCUAUGUCGCGAAGGAGCUCGUUGACACAGAGAGACUACAUGUCAGCACCCUGAAGUACCUUCAAGAGGACUUUAGGUCAGCGGUGGUUGAGGCUGUGGGUGAGGAAGGGGAGCCGGUCUUAGAGGAGCAGAGGUUGGAGGAGAUAUUGGGUGUGCUCCCUCAGGUCUACACUCUGCACAGCAGCAUCCUCACAGAGCUGGAGGAGCACAUUACUCAGUGGGAGGAGAACCAAAGGGUGGUAGAUGUGAUCCUGUCACGUCGCGAGGACUUCGGGGUGUUUGACACCUAUAUCUCUGAGUAUGAUCGCAGCAUGUCUUUACUGGAUGAGAGCUGCAGGAACAACCCAGCCUUCGCCAGCAUCGUCAAGAAAUUUGAGACAAAAAGCCCAGAGGAUGCUGAAGUCCCACUGAAACACCAGCUGCUACAGGUUAUAGUGAGAGUCCUCCAAUAUCGCAUGCUUCUCACAGAUUACCUGAACAACCUCUCACCUGACUCUAAAGAAUACGAGGACACGCAAGCUGCCUUGGUGAUUGUGUCCGAGGUGGCAGACAAGGCCAAUGACAAUCUGAAACAGGGGGAGAACUUGCUGCGCCUGGUCCACAUAGAGUAUAGCAUGAAAGGCAAGAGGGACCUCCUGAAGCAUGGAAGGAUGUUUGUCAAAGAGGGCACACUUAUGAAGGUCUCGAGGAAAAGCCGGCAACCCCGACACCUGUUUCUGAUGAAUGAUAUAAUGCUGUACACCUACCCUCAGCAAGAUGGAAAAUACAGGCUUAAGAACACAUUAUCACUGUCUGGGAUGAAGGUGAGCAAACCCGUCCUAGACAAUGUGCUGAACUGUCUUAGGAUUGAGGUGUCUGACAUCACCAUUACACUCUCUGCCAGCUCGGUUGGAGAGAGGGAGGACUGGUUCCACACGCUGAGUCGAGCCAUAGCCGACCACGCUGCAGGACUCUGUACAUUUGGUGGACCAUGUAGUGAGGCCCGUGAGAAAUUGUGGAUGGCCUUGGGUGAGGCUGCUCCUGUACUGGUGCCAGUGUCUCAUGUAAUGAUGUGCAUGAACUGUACAUCUGACUUCAGCCUCACGCUCAGACGACACCAUUGCAAUGCCUGUGGCAAGGUGGUGUGCCGGGCUUGUUCCAGGAACAGAUACCCACUAAAGUACCUCAAAGACAGGGUGGCCAAAGUGUGUGACCACUGCUAUGCCGAGCUCAGGAAAAGAGGUGGAAGUGUGUCUGGGGCUUGCGGUAAUUCCAGUCCUCGGACUCACCGGGCCAGUCGUCCCCUCUCUGCUGUCUUCCAAAGCCUGCAGCCUCCAAAUCUGUGGAAGAGCAGGAAGAGCACCUCCUCCCUCAACCAGGUGUCACUUGGCGUUGAGGGUUCAACCAUGAGUGGUAGCCUACAGCGCCGGAAGAAGAGCAAAAGGAAGUGGAAGCGGCUGUGGUUCCUCCUCAAAGACAAGGUGCUCUACACCUUCACAGCCCGUGAGGAUAAAGUGGCCUCAGAGAGUCUACCUCUGCAAGGCUUCACCAUUAAGCUGACUGAGAGGCCAGAGGGAGAGGAGAGCAGCAACGUCUUCCAUCUUUACCACAAGAAGACCCUCUACUACACGUUCAGGGCUGAUGAUCAACACACUGCACGCAGGUGGGUCAAUGCCAUGGAGGAGGCUACUGUUUUAUAGCACCUGCUCAGUUAAAUGAACCAGCCCUGCUGUCCAUGACUGCUAGAACUCCUCUACGGAGAACAACAUAGCUACCUGCUGCAUCUGAACUCACACCGUCUGUCAGGAUAUGUCCUGUCUGGCCUGUUGUGGAAUAUUAUAUGAGCAUUUAAUCACCAGAGGAAUCUUAGACAAGCCUGCCUCCCAACGGUAGGGAGGUAAAAGUGGGGAGAGUCUGAAGGAUGCACCUACUGUAUGUGGAGAGAAGUAAAAACCUCUUGUUGGAGUAUAACCUAACACCAGAAAACCUUUUGGUUCCCAAAGCGCUGAUCCAGCAGAGUUCAUAGGAGCCUUCACUUUUCAGGAGCAGCUUGGAUACAUCAAAUGCUUCAUCUAGAAGACUUAGAAAGAACAUCUUAUACCUUCUAUACCUCUUUAGGUAUAGAAGGUAUACAAAAGUUUGCUCUCUCCAACUUUGCUGUAUUACGGUUUUACCUGAGUUUCCACUGGAUUAUUAAACCACUCUUUUUGUCCUGCAGGAGAACAACACCUUUUUCAUUUUCAUACACUUUCAGCCCGCAUCCUUCUUUUGAUGGAUAUAACAUCACUUUGCAAAAAUAUCAAAAACGUUGCUCCAUAGUAGUAUUAGCAGCUAGUAAAAAGGAAAGCAUUUCACCAUUCUAGAAUAUCUUAAGACAUGUUUGGUAUUCUGAAUAUAUAUUGUGAAGUAUACACUGCAAAUAUUGAAGUGAAUUAUAUGAUGUCUUUGUAUAGAAAUGGUGUUUCAUGAUGUUCUGAGUGAGAGGUCAUUUUAACCAUCACAGUGUGUGUACAUUAUAUUACUUGUGAAGUUUUACACAGUGUUACAAAGCUAUUGAAUGACCCUCAGCAUGCCAACCACUCGACAAUAUUUCUUUAGCGACGAACACUUUCAAACGUACUUUGUAUUCGAAUCCGUAGGUUUUGAAAUCUAUUUUAAAAUGUUGUUAGACAUUUCUAAAGUGCCAAUUCAUUUCUUCCAGUUGAAUGCAGUGCAAUUUGCAAUUGAUGAUGAAUGUGCCUGAAAUGAAAUUGUACUCCUUGUUUGUUUAUCACAGUACUGUAAUACUGUCAUUUCUCCAGAAGAGACCUCGGUAACAUUUGCUUUUUAUCUACUCUUAUAUCCUUUAAUCUUCUAGUAUUUUUGACCAAUUCAGUUACAGCCCAGUAACAUAAGAAUAUACUAUUAUGCCAUUUUUAUGAAUGCCUUUUUCAUUCUGUAUAUAUACUGAGGGAUAACUUUAACUACUUUGACUUGUUGGAAACUGCUGAGAAAAAAAGCCACUGUCAAACUACCUAUAACUUUUCAGUGUCAGAGUCAUCUGAGCUGCCCAUUGAAACUCAUCAGUUUAACUCAUCUUUAAACAUCAUACUUUCUCAUAAAUAUGAUUAUGUGAUCCAUUCAGAAUGCAACUGGAUUAUUUAGAAAGCACACCUGUGUUCAUCAGGCACUGUCAGCUUUUCUACCUUUUUCUUAUUGGUUUCUUAUUGGCUAUAGUGUUAUGGAUUGUACCUCUUGCAUAUAGUGCACUGUAAAUGUAAAUGUUUAUGUAUAUAGAUACAUAUAAAAAAUAAACUUCCUUAAAAUUUUACAAAAUGUGUACGUCCACAUAACAUGUACACCAAACUGCAUUUCUUUAAAUAUU